CUAUUACUUUCUCUUCAUUUCUUUUCUCUAGCAAUUUAACUUUUCUCUUCUUUUCCUUUCUACUCGCAAACUUAGCAUAAAACAGAAGCAGAAGUUGAAAACCAGACUACAGGGGAGAACAAAUCUGAAAACUUACAAGCAAGAUUGCCGAGAGGUAGAGAUGAAAAGAAUCACUAGUUACUUCCGGCAUCAGAAGAAAUCUGAUAAAGGAAUGAGAGAGAAACCUGAGAAUAAUGAUAGAGGAGAGCAGAUGGACUGGAUGACUUGCACUGAUGCAAUCUUGGAUAAGCUCAAGUUUCGGGUGCUCCAGGUUGAUUGCCGCAAGGAUGACCAUGGUCUGAACAAGCUGAUGGUGGAGCUAAGGCUAGUGAAAACAUUCCUUCUGUGUGCGAGGAAACUGGGAUAUUCUUGCAGUAGCGUGGAAGAUUCUGUUCAUGAAAAUGGGCAGCAGUUUUACUCUCUUCUUGUUAGAUUAGAGAAUGAUGGAUUGCUCACCAGAGACUUGGCUGGACCAGCCUCUACUUUUCGAGAAAUUCUGAAGAAGUUCAGUCAACAGAUCAGUGAAGUGUACGUGGAAUUGUUGGAUUUCUUAUUGCGAUCCGGUGCUCCUCCGGAUGAUGAAUUGAUGAUAUUCUUGGACUCAUUGCAAGACAGUCUUGUGGAUAUUCUCUGGUGGGGUAGAGCCUGUGAUUCUGCGCUUGAACAACUGUUAGACCCCCUCCAUAAGAAGUUUGUUUUCCUUAGAGAUUUCGUUGUCUUUGUCAGGUCCCAGGGCAAGCCCGAGCGCAAACUCAUGGAACAUUAUGGAGUUGUCGCCCUAUCUGCAGCUCGCCUGUGUUGUAUUUGUUGGUUUUCCAGAGAUGACGAUAAGGUGUUCGAUAAAAUGCAUUCAGAGAUUUCUGAUACAAUCGAGAAGAUGAACCCAGUUAAUGACUGGACCCGUUUGGCUUAUAUCGAGGUCUUAAAAUCUGCUACAUCAUCACUCAAUCUGUUCACCAAGACGAAAGCGUCUAUCUUGUGGAAUUUUUUACAUUCUCUGGGAGGUAAUCUUACAGAGUUAAUACUAAAUCCUGCUGCCUGGUUCAUGGUAUCUCUCAAGCAUCAAAUGCGAAUACUCUAUGAAGGACUCCGAUUCUUGAGAAUCAUACUCAAGAAGCAGAGUCAUGCAUAUGAUAGGCUACACAAUUGGAUCACCUUGCGUCAUCUGGGAGGUAUAGUCUGUGAUGCUGGGGUUGUUAUUUUCUCUCUUUAUCAGAACCAAAUUCAAGAAGCUUUGGCCGAGGCACUGGAUGUGAAGAUGUCUUCUUUACUGAAGGAAAUUAUGCGUUACAAGGAAAAAGCUGAGCAUGAAUUUCCUGUGCCACUAAGGUUUAACUUUACUACAACGAAUGAGGUGGGGCUUGUAGAUCUUAUACUAGAAAAGGUGAAGGAACUAGCAAGCUGUAAAGUUGAUCCAAUUUAUUUUGCAAAGGAGAGAGUUGACUUGUUAAGGUCACUUCCACACUCGUACAUGGUGCAUGAGGGUGAUAUAUGCCAGGAUGACCGUGGUUUCAAUAAGUUGAAGGUGGAGUUAAGGCUCGUCAAAACAUUUCUUCUGUGUCCUAUGGAAUUGACACACUCCCAGUAUAGCCUAAAAUUUUCUGUUUUUGAGAAGACACAUCAGUUUUACUCUCUUAUUCUUGGAUUAGAAGACGAUGGGUUGCCCCCUGGUGACUUGGUGAGAGCUGCCUCUGAUUUUCCAGAGACUCUAAAGGAUUUUCGGCAACAAAUCAAUGAUUUGUAUGUCGAGAUGUCAGAUUCCUUGUUACAAUCGGUUUCUCUGUCUAGAAUCCAGCGCAAUUUAAGAGGCUUUGUGCCAGGGGAUGUUUGCUGGUAUGAAUCGGGACGUAAAUCAUAUCCCUCUAUCUUGGAUCGCUUAUUGGAAUCCAGUUCUACUUCAGGAGAUGAAUUCAUGGAAUUCUUCCAAUCCUUGCUAGAGAAUCUUGCGGACAUUCUUGUUUGGGGUGAAUCCUAUGACUCAAAACUUGAAAAACUUUUUGAACCCCUUCAUGAGAAGCUACUAUUUCUUAGAAAUUUCAUUCUCUUUGCCAGGUUGCAAAGCAAGCAUGAAUGCGAACUUAUGCAGCAUUGUGGAGUCUUGGCCCUAUCCGCAGCACAUCUUUGUUAUGUUUGUUGGUUUUUCAGAGAUGAUAAUCAAGUGUUUGAUGGAAUGCAAGUAGAGGUUUUGGAAUCAGUAGAGAAGAUCAAGCCUGUUGAUCAGCAAGUCCGUUUGGCUUAUAUUCAUGUCUUGGAAUCUGAAUCAUCAUCAUUGUCUCUGUCUACCAAGACGGAUAUGUUUAUCAUGGGGGAUUUUGUAGAUUCUCUCCUAGGUAAUCUUUGGGAGUUGCUACUAAAUUGUCCUACCAAUUGCAUGGUAUCUCUGAAACAUCAGAUGCGGAUGCUAUAUGAGGGACUCCAAUACUUGAGAAACAUUCUCAAAACGCAGCAAGAGAUGAAUGAUGGGCUGCCUGGGAGAUUCAAGGAUCAUAUUGGUGCUGUGGUGAAUGAUGCUGGAGUUGUAAUUUUCUCACUUUAUCAGAACAACAUCCAAGAAGCUUUGGCUGAGGAGAUAGAUGUUAAGCUCUUUUGUUUACUCGAGAGAAUUAGGGUUAUUCAGGCAGAAGUAAAGGAAAAUCAUCCUGUAGGGGUGAGGUUUAACUUCACUACAACCACUGUGCUGGGGAUUAUUGAUUUUCUCCUAGAAAAAUUGAAAGAACUGGCAAGAUGUAAAGUUGAUCCCGUAUAUUCCUUUGCAAAGGAUAGAGCUGAUUUCUUAAGAUCAUACUUGAAGAAGACUAUGGACCAUCCCACGGGGCAUGAAGAAGACUAUGGACCAUCUGGGGAGAGUGUUAUGGAGCAGCACAACAAGGGCAAAAAGCUCCAGCCCCAAAGAGCACAAGAAGAUCUGUUAUUCUUAAGAUUAUUCUUGGAAAAUAAUUUGGAGCAGUACGUUCAGAACAAACAGCUCCAACUUCAAACAAUGCAAGAUGAUCUUUUAUUCUUAAGAUCGUUCUUGGCAAAAAACAGGGUGCAAUGCAAUCACCAUGAAGAGCUCCAAACUCUUAGGAGCCGUGUUAUGGAAAUGGCAUACAAGGCAGAUUUUGUUAUUGACUCCCUAAGAGUUGGAGAUAUAUCAUUUUAUGCUUUGUUGUUAUUUGAUAAUGUCACAUCAGAAAUUCAGCUUCUUAAAGCUAAGACGUUGGUGGUUGAUGGCAAUGAGAACGUCAUCAAAGCCCAGACACCUACCAAGCAUUUGAGAAAUGCGUCAUCUCAAGAAAUGAGCAUGUUGAGUGGAGCAUGCCUCCAGGUGUCAUCACAGGCUAGCAUCUCAACAAUGAAUAAAGCUGUAGUAGAUCUGAAGGAUCAAAAGCAAGCAAUUAUUGAUCAACUUAUUGGAGGAUCAAUGCAGUUGGACAUCAUUUCCAUUGUGGGCAUGCCUGGGCUAGGUAAGACUUUUCUGGCACAAAAAGUUUACCAUCAUCCUUCAGUUACAUCGCAUUUCCAUAUUCUUGCAUGGUGUUGUAUUUCUCAAACAUAUUGCAAGAAGGAUUUGUUGCUUGGGAUGUUGUCUUGCAUUGACCCAAAGGCUCAAUAUUCUGAGAUGAAUGAAGAUGAUUUGGCUCACAAAUUGUGUAACCACUUGAGGAAACAGAAGUAUCUCAUAGUUUUGGAUGACAUUUGGGACAUCGAGGCAUGGAAUGCUUUGAAAAUAUCGUUUCCAGAUGACACCAAUGGAAGCAGAAUUCUUUUAACUAGUCGACAUCAUGGGAUUAUUGGUAAACCUCACUAUCUUAGGCCACUUGAUGAAGAAGAAAGCUGGGAGUUACUACAGAAGAGAUUGUUAACUAGAGAAGAAGGCUAUCCUCCAGAACUAAAUGUUCUUGCCAGACAAAUAGCAAAACACUGUAAUGGACUGCCUCUGUCAAUUGUUAUCAUAUCUGGUAUUCUUUUGACUCUAGAUCAAGUUGGUUGGGAAGAAGUCGCAGAAAGGCUGAAUUCAAACAAGAAGAUUGGUGCCACAGAACAAUGCAAGAGUAUAUUAGAGCUCAGUUACAUACAUCUACCUGAACAUUUGAAGCCAUGUCUUAUUUACUUUGCAGCAUUUAGCGAAGAUCAAGAAAUUUCUGUCCAAAGGUUGAUAUUCUUGUGGAUCGCUGAAGGAUUUGUGAAGAAGAGUGAGUCAGAAUCUAGAGAAAAUAGCAGAAGGUUAUAUAAUGGCUCUAAUAAAUAGAAGUUUGGUUAUGGUGGGGCAACAAAGAUCCAUUGGUGGUGUCAAGACAUGCCGCAUUCAUGAUUUGUUGCAUGUGUUUUGUCUGAGAAAAGCCAAAGAUCAAAAUUUUCUACAGUUUAUGCGAGGGUAUGAUGUGCUUCAUAAAGUUGAGGAGCCAUACAACCUAUGUCGGUUAUCCAUUUACUCCCAACCAAAGCAUUUUGUGAAAUCAAGGAUAUUUUGUCCCCGCAUGCGCUCUCUACUAUAUUCUUCUCGUGGUGGUGGGAGCCAUGAAGUGUUAGACCAUUUGUCCUUCAUUUUUCACUUGAAACUUCUUAGAGUGUUGGAUCUAGGACAGAUUAGUCUAGGUUCUGCUUUCCCGACUGAAUUGAGCUUGCUAGUGGAGCUGAGGUAUUUGGCAGUUCUAGGUUGGUUCAAGGACAACAUUCCAUCAUCACUAGAAAAACUCUCAAAAUUGGAAACUCUUUUUGUGACAACAUACUAUUUUGAUGUUGGUCUUUUGUUAUUUCUGGAUACUUUGAUGAAAAUGCAGAAAUUGAGACAUCUACAUGUAUGUGGAGCUUUGAUUGAUCUUAGGUUGGCCAAUGACAACAUUGAAUAUUCCUCCAUUUUAUACAGUUUAGAUACUUUUUCCACUGUAAAGCUUUAUGUGGGGCAAAGCAUGGAAAAGGUGAUGGGAAAGUUUCCAAAUAUCCGUGAACUAAAAUGCUGUCUCCAGCAAUCAGAAGAAUCUUCUGAUGACAGCAACAUGAUUGUGGCAAUGGACUCUCUAAGUCAACUAGAAUCACUAAAGCUGGUUCUAGGUAAAGUGGCUUCCCAUCUAAUUGAAUUCCAUCUUCCCUUGAAUAUUAAAAAGCUGACUGUGGAGGACUUUUCAUUUAGAACUAUUGCCACAAUAGCAAAGCUUCCAAAUCUUCAGGUUCUCAAAUUACUCCGACAAGCUGAUGGAGCAAACGAAUGGGACAUGGAAGGCAUGGACGAAGAGGAAUUCUUCCCUGAGCUCAAGUUCUUGAAAUUGGAAGACUUGAGCAUGGUCACGUGGAGAGGCUCAGGACUUCAUUUUCCCAGUCUUGAGAAAUUGGUUUUGGAAGGUUGCAAGGAGUUGGAAGAGCUCCCUUCCUGUUUAUGGGAAACCUUAACUCUUCAAUUGAUUGCGGUGCAUCGAUGUCUAUACUCUGCCGGAGAUGUAGUUCGAGAUAUUCAGAAACAACAGAUAGACUAUGGAAAUAAGUAUCUGAAAAUCCUUAUCUCAGAAGAAAUUGAGGAUACUUUGUCAUGGUCAGAUGGAGAUUAUGAGGGAUGAUCUGUUUAGCAUGAAAGAUUAACCACACGAGUGUGAAAAUCUACUGUAUGGCAUUGCUUAGAAUGAUGUACUCUGUUUUCCCUUUUCUUCGGUUGCUGUAUUGCAUGUAUAUGUUGAAAUCUGUAUGUAUAUGUUGAAAUCUGUUUUGAAGGAAUGUACUAUUUGAAAUCCGUUAUGAAUGAAUUUACUAUUUGAUAAA
Molecule: messenger RNA, 5772 nt
Organism: Coffea arabica (coffee)
Lineage: Eukaryota; Viridiplantae; Streptophyta; Magnoliopsida; Gentianales; Rubiaceae
Biological process (GO): defense response to other organism
Molecular function (GO): ADP binding
Source: RefSeq, a predicted model, not a curated record